Austrofundulus limnaeus is the source of this 2523-nucleotide messenger RNA. Its product is annotated as alpha-tectorin. NCBI's taxonomy places the organism in Eukaryota, Metazoa, Chordata, Actinopteri, Cyprinodontiformes, Rivulidae. The record is from RefSeq and is a predicted model, not a curated record.
UGCAGAGUCCUGAUCRGAGCAGGUAAGAGCUCUGCUCACCUGUGAGGUUGAUCACACUCCUCUCUUCAUAGAUCACCUGAGGCUGAGGCACACAGCUGAUUGGUCGCCUCCACCAUGCUCCGCCCCCUGCUCUACCUGUCUGCUCUCCUCACCCUGCCAUGUGCUGCAGGACAGACGUCCACACACCUGGACAUCAGCUCCUGUCCCAUCACGUAUUUUGGAAAGACGUAUACCCAAGUCAAUGUGAGCUUCACCAGUCAGAACGUUUUUGUUUGUUUUGAUGGAUUUGACAACCCUCAGGCGGCUGGAGACUGUCUGGUGGGACCUGCAGCAGGUCAGAUAGCUUUUCUUUCUCAUCCAAGUCUUGCAAACAUGCAAACAUUGAUCYACCAGAAUUUGUUGACCAUCAGCAACAAAUUGCAAUGCCUCGUGUACUUAAGUACCAGCAGUGGAGGAUUUUUUUUAGCAAACCUUGGGUCACAAGCAGCUCUGGUGUUUUCCUCUUCAACACCAAACACAGGUGUGGUGAAGGUUCUGGUAAAUGGAGUCCAAGUGAAUCAAGUCACUCUUCAAAACUCACAGACCUAUGCUUAUGCAGACCUGAGCAGCUGCAGAUAUGGAGGUCUUGUGUACAGUCCAACUUCAUUUAUCUUGUCUAGUCCUGCAAACUGUACGAACUUUACCUGCGAUGCUACUUCAACCCUCCAGACAACCAGCUGUGRACCCACCGAGACUUGUAUCGGCAACAACCAGUGUAUCACCACCACCCCUACUGUCCCCACCACUACUGUCCCCACCACCACCACCACCACCACCGUCCCACCCAUGGUGAACGCCAUCUGCACCGUGACGGGCCCCACUGUCAUAGACUUCAACAACAACCUGGACUCCGUGAAGGACCGGUGUGCGUACUCCGUGCUGGAGAUCUCAUCACUCCCAGGAUUCCAGGUGGUGGGCGGCUUCCUGGAGCGUCGUCUGACAGAUGUGAGCUUCCUGGACAGCWUGUGGCUGAAAGUGAACGGCUAUGUCUUCCAACUGAAACAAGGAGGCAGAGUUGUGCUGAACAACAUAACACUGACCCUCAGCAGCUCACCUUCGACGUUUAGAGGUCUGAAGCUCUCUAAGGACCAAAAUGGAAUCACUGCUGUGGUGUCCCUCCCCAACUUCAUCAUCACUGUCUUGUUUGAUGGCUACACCUCAAACAUCCUUGUUGAAGGAUCUGCCGGAUCAACUUUCCAGGGUCUGUGUGCAAACUCCAGCAGUAAACCAAGGGUCUCUGAGUACAGCCUUUUGGGCUGUCAGACGCAGUAUCCCAACACUGAUGACAGUUGGAUCAACCUCAUCAACAAGACAGACAGGAGCAGCUGUCACCUCCUGGAGGCAGCGCCCUUCACCUCCUGUGGCAUCGACCCAGAGCCCUACGUGGACGCCUGCACGGACACUUUGUCCAUMUAUCCUGCAGUGGACGGCCUCAGGUGUCAGUUCCUGGAGGCCUACGCCAAAGCCUGCAGCCUGAAGCUCAAAAACACACUGGAUGGCUGGAGGUUGAAGACUAACUGCCUCCUUCCUCAGGCCUUCUGUCAGGACAGAACCUGCAGCGACAACGAGUUCUGUGGAGAGACGUCUAUUGGUGGAGCGACUCGUUGCUUCUGUCGGCCAAUUUUUGCUUCCAGCUACAGACAGAUAAACGCUUUGGGUGAUCCGACGGUCUGCAUUCAGGAYACUGCUUCUAUCACUCUGGUCAACUGUCUUCUGGAAGACAAAGGCAUUGACUACUCUGUCUUACACCUCAAUGACCCCACCUGCAGAGGACAGAUGGAUGAGGACACCCACCUGGUGACUUUUGGCUUCAACAGCACCAACUGUGGGACAGUAGUCACAAMCAACAGCAGCCAGAUCAUCUACAGUAACGCCAUCGUGAGCCUGAACAGGUCUUCUGACAUCAUCAGUCGCCAAAGCCAGGUCCACAUCAAGUUGUCCUGCUUCCAAAUUCAGCCAGACAUCAAGAGUGUGAUGUUCAAGAUCGAAGACAGCUCUGUGGUCCAGGCCRUCUCAGUUGGACAUUGGAACUACACUCUGACCAUGAAGGCCUACACUGACGCCGGCCUCACACAAGCUGUGRAUCAGAGCACCGAUGUGUUUCUGAACCAGCCAAUCUGGGUGCAGCUGGAYRCCACAGGUCUGGAUGCAAACCAGCUGGCUUUGGUGACUGACUCCUGCUGGGCAACCGACCAACCAUCRGCCACAGCAAGUCUGAGAUACGACCUGAUAGAGGACAGCUGUCCCAACCCUGAUGACUCCACGGUGGUGGURCAGAAAAACGGAGUGGGAACCUCCAACCUGUUCUCCUUCAACAUGUUUGUGUUCUCUGAAGAUCCUAGUAAGGUCUUCCUGCACUGCAGUGUGCAUGCGUGUAUCAGACAGAACGGCUGCAUCCCGGUGUGUAACGGAGCUCGGAGACGCAGAUCCUUCAGGUCCAAACUGGAAUCUUCUGCCUUCAUCGGCAUGAGCUGGGCUUAUUAG